Molecule: messenger RNA, 6340 nt
Organism: Paramuricea clavata
Lineage: Eukaryota; Metazoa; Cnidaria; Anthozoa; Malacalcyonacea; Plexauridae
Source: the annotation of a GenBank genome assembly
AUGGGAUCCACUAUGCAAGAGUUCCGAGAACUAAGGAAUGAUCCAGAGUAUCUUAACUUCAUCGCAGUUGGUGAGGCACUGAGAAUCCUAGGUGAUGGCUUACGUCAUUAUACCGAGCAGAAAGCCAGAAAACUACAAGAGCAGCUUAUAAAAAAACUUGGAGGAUACUGUAAUUGUCCGUGUACGCCUGGAGUAAGACCUUGUCGUCAUACAUGUAAGUGGGGCAAAGAAUUGGAGAAAUUACAUGCGAAUAAGAAGAAAAGUCGUAUUCCGUUUCAUCAAAGUGACAGUACACUGUGGCACGAUCCUAAUACUGGUUACUGGGAAGUUGCGAAGGUUUUCAUGUCUGACUUAGGAGCAAAGUGGAGUGAUGUAAAAGAUCCUGCUACAACGGAUUUAACCGGACUUUUAAACUUCUUAAUAUUCUGUAAACACUCUAACGUUCAACAAAACUUCCUUAAGUCAGUCCGCGAUUUCAGAAAUGAAUGUGCACAUACUAAGAACUAUAGGUUUAGUGCAUCAGAAAAACAAGCAGCGUUUGUCGCUAUUGAGAACCUAAUAAACGAUGCUGAAUUAUUGUCUUGUAAAGAGGUCCAGGAUUGUCGUCUAGGAGUCAACGAAGUGAAAAACGCAGAUGUUUCAUUUGUACAAGAAAGAGAUUUAGAGGUUUUGAAGGAAUUAACACGACACCAGGAAUUAACACGACACCAGGAAUUUACAAAGGCGAGAGAAACAGAAGCGAAGCGAGAAGAGCUAAUUAACAUGAUCAAAUUAAUUAGUGUACAUGUAUCUGCAUCAAAUAAUAAUCGCCACCCGCAUGGCUACACAUCAGAUAGUCAGGUGAAAGAUUUGCUUGAUCUUGGUAUCACGUUCAUUGCCAUUCUUCUGCUUCCAGUUAAAGUUAUAAAGGAAUACAGUCGCUGGAAAGUUUUUUCAUUUUUAACCCUGGUUAUGCUAAUGUUAUCGUGCGUUAGUGAUAAUUCCGUUUUGGUGUCUGAUUAUGGUAAGUUUACAGUACUGCCUUUGUACCUUUUAUUAUUUUAACAUUGGUAUAGGCAAACGGCCUAAAAUAAUAGCCUUCAUACAUGUUUCUAUCCGUGCAACUAUUGUUGGCAUUUAUGUUAUUUUUCCACAAAAUUUGCUCUGUUAUGAAAGCCUUGAUCUAAUCGUUUUUACCCACCAUUUUUGCCGAUAUUUUACUGAAUUUCUAAAGGCUCCCACAAGCACAUGUACAGUAUCACUUGCAGUAGAUGUGGCAUGCUCUAUAGUGGGGAGACUGGAAGACUUUUGAGGUCAAGGUUUGAUGAGCAUACUCUCAAUUCAAAAGCACCACAACAUAGUCGUUUGGGGUCAGGAGUCAUGCUGUCAUUGGCAAUGAUAUAAAUAUAGGAAAAACGUCUAUUAAUACCAUAGGUUGAACAGUGUCAUGUUUGGAAAUAAGACACAUUUCAUGUAUUUUGCAAAACACUGUCAAUGGCCAUUAUUAAAAUGUAUUGGCAACAGAUUGGUUCAUAUUAUUGGCACUACCUCAUAGAUAUCUUAUAUACUGUAGAUAGCGCAUCUCUUUUAGUAAAAUUGAAGGCAAGGAUAUUCCAGCGGUUGCCCCCAUUUGAAUAGAUGGCGGUCAUGUUAGUAGUUCCCGGUCGCUAAUAAACGCUUUAGAAACAACAAUAACUUUCAUCAUUUGAAUAGUUUAAAAAUGUAUUUUGAAUAGGUUUGACUUAAUGUCUAAGUUCCCUGUUUAAGAAAUAGAAAACAUACGAAUCUUCUCAUUUAAUGGGGAUAUCCUGAGACUGCAAUCACGGCUUCAAUUUUUGAAUUGCAGAAUAAUUAGAUGCACUAUCUAGUGUAAGAUAUCUAUGCACUACCUACACUGGCACAGACAGUUCAAGAUUUAUGUCCAUUGCCUGUCUAUGUUUGACAAAAGGAGACAAUCGCUUAGUUUCCAUAUUUUAAAAUAUAUUCAGCAAUGUGCACGAUUUACAUUUGUUUAUCUUUUGUUUCGAUUAAAUUCAUCUGAUUGGCUUACUUUAAUCAUGUGAUCGCUUUUAUAUUCGCUAUAGUAUAAUUCUCACACUAACGCCAGACGAUUUUACUCGUUAAGGGGACAGCGCUGCUAAUCAAUGUCAAUGGGGUUAAAAACACGAGUCUUUUACAACCUAUUUGUAGGUCAGCUAAUACACCCUUCCAGAAAGUACAACACUUUGGCUAUGGAGCCUCGUUUUCGUGUAUGUGGCAUUAGUUGAAGCCCAAAGUCUCAAUCAUGAUAACGAGGCUCUAUGUCCAUGAAGGUGACGUACUUUCCGAAAUGCUGUAUCACAACUGGCAAGGGCCUGUAUACGAAGUCAGUAGUUUCGCGCCGCGCAAUUUAAUAUUUUCUCACCUUUUUCGACAUUACAUUAUAACCGGGUCUAAUUCAACACCUUCAGUUGCUAGGGAAUUAAAGUUAAUUUUUUAGAUUUUUAUAAAAUAAAUCAUGCCAAAGUGAAGAUUAGUUUCCAGAUUUCACGCUACUAACUUCCCGACGAAGGGACUUCAGUCGAAACGUCGAAGUUCUGCUUAUAUUUUUUCAGGAUGGUUUAGGUGCCUGGUAUUUAACGAAGCCAGUAUAGAAGAGCGAGAGGCCCGAUUAAAAUCGUCGCGUGUGCUCCAAGCUUGAUUGCGCAAUAAUCGCGCGACUGCAUGCAGUGUGCUCAUCUUGCAUACCAAUUUUAAUGAACGUUUUUGAAAACUUGAAAAUUACUCACUCUGAAUUCAGCUCCGCCGCCUGUUUCACUACUGUUAGUCAUCGGUCCCAAUGUGUGAGUUUAAUGAACACAGUUAACUGGAUUAACUUCUGUGUUUUUUUGUAAUUAUAGGUUGCUCACAUCCUGUGAGAAUAUCGCCAAUUAACUCGUUUGGCUUCAGUGAAUUUGACUUUACUCAUCAUUUGUCUUACAAACGUGAGAAAUUCUUUGGAAGAAGUUGGUUCUUCAGGGAACUGGGUGACAUCUUCGAAAGCAUUCAUGGUGACGAGAAAGGAGUUCUCAUAACUGGAGAUCCAGGUUCUGGGAAGUCAGCGCUCAUGUCACAAUUGAUUUGCUCACCUUUUUCCAAGUUCGCAAUUCACGACAACAUUAUUGGAUAUCAUGUCUGUGAUUAUUCAGAGGAAGUUACGCGAGAUGGUUCUUCUUUUGUGCGUAAUUUAGUGGAUCAGAUUGCAAGUAAUAUUCCUGAGUAUGCUAGUCGUGUACUUGAUAAGAAACAGAUUCGAACGCACCUUAACAAACGUUGUGAGCGAGAUCCAACUGCGUGUUUCUUUACGACAAUUAUAGGACCUCUACGAGAAUUGAAAAUCAAGCCUGACAACUUUAAAUAUAUUGUAAUUGAUGCCUUGAAUGCAUGUAUUGAAAAGGACAGAAAAACGUCAGCGAUAAUUGACAUUCUUCAUAACAAAAUUUCUUACUUUCCUCAAUGGUUAAAAGUUAUCAUGAGUUCACGAAAUUGGACAACAGUAACUUCCAAAGUGCCUCGAACAGUGCAGAGAAUAUCUUUAAAUCCUCAUGAUGAACGAAACAUCGAAGAUAUUCGUUGUUACAUCUCACGAUAUUUGAGGAGAAAAUCUUCUUUUGUAAGCAAACUAUGGAACGCAAUUCCUGAAAUAACUGACGAACUCACGAAACAUGCAGAGGGCAAUUUUUUGUUCGUGAAGACAGUCUUGGAGAAUAAUCUGGGCUCUGACGGUACGAUUAAUGCAUAUUCAUUACCAAAUAGCCUGCAUGACAUUUAUAACCAGAUAUUCCAACGAUAUUUUAUGAAAGAAGAUUCUGCUCGUUUUGAAAUCCUUUUCGAAAUUCUUUUGGCUGCCGGAUCUUCGCAUGAAACGGAGAUCUUUGAUAUUCUUCAAAACCAAGGUAAAGGUGAAGAUGUUCAGACUCUACUUGCGCACGUGUCUUCUUUAUUGCAUUUUGGACAUGACGGUGCUGUCAGCAUCUAUCACCAGUCUUUUGCUGAAUGGUUAGUAAACAACGACAAUCGUGUGAAUGGAUUUUCGUUUCAAAAACAUCGAGGUCAUGCGUACAUUGCUGACUUACUUGUUGAACGUACAAAGGACAAUAGUACCAUGACAUUUAAACAGCUAUCUCGACUAUGUAUGCAUCUGUUAAAUUCUGGUAGCCCAAGCGACAAGCACAAAAAGCAACUGGCACUUAUGAACGUUUCAAAAAUUCGCAAUCAACAAAACGGUAAAUUUAUUAUACAUGAACUUGCUCAAAGGCAAAACGGUUCUCGGUUGUUGGAAAUUUUUCUUCCCAGCUUUUCCUCGGCUGGUGUUCCUGAUUUUAACGGCAAAUCACCAGCGUAUUACGCAGCCCUGGGUGGACUUGUGGAUAAUUUAAAACUAUUCAUUAAUUACGGGAUAUGCGUUAAUUGCAUUCUAAAGAAUGUAUCUUCAUUACAUGAAAUCAAAGCUGCAAUGAAAAUGAAAGGAUAUGAGGAAUCCAGCAUAAUGCAUAUUGCAACUUAUAAUGGUCACACAGAAGUGGUUGAUACUUUACUUAAACAUAAUGCCUCGUUUAUUCAAUUCAACGAGUAUAUACCGACAUUACUACACGUCGCAGCAGAAAGAGGGCAUCUAGAUCUUGUUAAAUUGCUAUACAAUAGCGGUGAUCAAGCAGACAUCAUCUCCCUUCAUCAUGCUGCCGCAAGAAACAACUUUUACGUUGUGAAGUAUCUUUUAGAAACUGCUGGCGUGAAAGAUGAAUGUUUGGAGUGUAAACCUAUGAAAUUUCCUCAUCUUCGGCGAAACAAAUCAUUGCGUGAAAUUCAUAAUAUGUUUUGUGAAACUGCUUUACAUGCUGCCGUAUCCAAGGGUCAUACCAAUAUAACAAAACUUUUAUUACAGUUUGGAAAUUCGGCAAUGGAGUGUAAACAUCAUUCAGGAAAGACGCCUCUGAUGGAUGCCGUAGAACAAAAUGACACUGAAAUGGCGGAAUUAUUAUUGCAAAACGGUGCAAAUGUGGAAGAAAAAUGUGGCAACGAAAUUUCACUCAAUGUUGGUGAAACGUCCGGUGUUCGAUCUCUUUACGGAAAACGAUCUCUGUAUACUGUUUAUCGCGAAAAAACGUCUUGUGCAUGUGGGAACAAAGCUCUUCAUCUUUGUGCAAAGUAUAGAUUGUCGCGCAUGGCAAAAUACUUGAUUAACAAUUGGAAUGCCAGUGUUCUUGAUAAAAAUUGCAAUGGUGAAACCAUUUGGAAAAUUGCGAGCUUAUCCCACAAUCAAGACUUUAUUGAUCAUAUGACUCGAAUGUUGCUUAAUUUGGACGAUCAACCCGACUCAAAUGGAAAAUCAUGCAAAAUGGGUCAAAGACAACUCCGUACUUUCAAAAAAUUAUUGAGAAAAUUUUUCAUGAGAACCAAACCUUACCAGUCUAGCUUCCAAUGUGAUUCAACAUUUGAAGGGAUGUCGCCAUUACAUAUCGCAGCAUUUAUGGGAGUGGAUAUGUUAAAUCGUGUGUAUAAGAAAGCCCAUGAAAUUGCGCCAAGUUUACCUUUAAAUUGCACCAACAAACAUUGGAUUACUCCUAGAUAUUUAGCGCAUUUUUAUGAUAGUAUUCCUGCUUUGACAGAUGAAAGUCCAAGUCGUCUAAAACAAACUCCUCGCAGCAAUUUUAAUGAAUAUGCAAAUACUAUGUUACAAUAUCCUGAUCGUGAAGCGGAGUUUCAUAUGAUUUAUAAUUACUUCUAUGAUUCACUGGAUGAAUGGAGGUACUUUUCAUUAUACCAGACGUUCAAGUCACUGGAAGAUAAUGGUAUAGCCAACUGCCCUGGCUAUUAUGAUAUGCCCACAAAAGAAGCGCUGGAACCAUCUUGCGACCGAUACUCUUCCACUACCAAAUCUGAAAGAGACACUGAUGAUAUUCCGCAAAGUGCUACAGAAACUAUGUUGCAUAAAAUUCGAAACUGUAAAAUUGUUUGUAUGUCUGUGUUAAAGGAUUGCAAGGAUUCCACCGAACUGGAAGAAGUUACGUUUAAUAAACCAGAAUUUACAUCGUCUAUUAAAGAAAUACAAGAAUUGAUGAUGUGGGAGGAAUAUAUGAUAGACUGUGGAUGUCCUAGGAUUUUGGGUAUGUUACAAAAUAUUUUUACUCUGCUCCCGAAACAAAAUCGUUAUGUCAAUCAAUUUAUUUCUGAAAGAAUGGGUUGGAAGGAAACUUCGUCCGACGGUGAAAUUGUGAAGCGCUGGCCAAUGUACUUCUUCCACAAAAAAUUGAAGAAUGAAUAUCAGUCUUAUAAGUAUCUUGACAUUUUAAACGAAGGUUUUAAAAUUAAGAUGAGUAUUGAUGAAAAGGACGAUAACUAA